Messenger RNA from Fopius arisanus, 752 nucleotides. RefSeq names its product apolipoprotein D-like. NCBI's taxonomy places the organism in Eukaryota, Metazoa, Arthropoda, Insecta, Hymenoptera, Braconidae. Gene Ontology annotation, molecular function: lipid binding. Bases 103 to 654 code for a protein of 183 amino acids. The transcript has 4 exons. The record is from RefSeq and is a predicted model, not a curated record. Gene Ontology annotation, biological process: lipid metabolic process; lipid transport; response to reactive oxygen species. Gene Ontology annotation, cellular component: cytoplasm.
CAGUACAAUAUUAUGCCAUCAGUUCUUUCCCAGCACCGGUAUCGAACGCACGCGGUCAAUCAGCAUUAAUAUUUAGUUGUUGUUAAUCAUCUGCACUGCAAAAUGUUGGGAGUUACUUUGACUCUCGCUGGCCUAUUCUCUGUUGUUGUUGCUCAAGUCCCCGGUUUCGAGGGUUGUCCGGAUGUUGAGACCAUUUCGACAUUCGAUGUAGAAAAUUACAUGGGGAAAUGGUACGAGCAAUACAGAUACUUCAUGAUUAUUGAAGCUGGCGGGAAAUGCGCCACUGCUAAUUACACCCUAAAUAAUGACGGAACAAUCAAGAUGGUCAACGCGCUAGUGAAUUCGCUAUUAGGAUUUCCGAGUCAGAUCGAAGGAAGCGCUAGGAUCGUGGACCCCAAAGAUCCAGGAAAAUUAGCAGUUAAAUUUCCAAUAUCUCCAUUCGAGAGCAGCUAUUGGAUUUUGGAUACUGAUUACGACUCGUACGCAGCCGUUUGGAGUUGUCAGAGUUUACUUGUUGCCAACACCCAAUUAGCUUGGAUUAAGACGAGAGAGCAAAAUCCUUCACAGGAUGUUAUUGACAAGGCUAUGGAUGCCUUCAAAAGAAAUGGCCUCAACGUUGAUCACCUCCUGAAGACCGACCAAAUAAACUGUUAAUCAGCACUAGCGCCCACAAAAAAAUGUUUCUUAAAUUUCCGCACGCUCUGUACCCGCAAUUAAAUAAAUACUAAUUGACAUUCUGUCAUUCGCCUGAA